AUGACAACCUAUAAGGAGAAAGGAGUUACGCAAACUCUGGUUGUGACAUGCCUUUUGAUGCCUACAGGUCUUUUGUCGCGGCAGCCUUCAUGGCUUGAUGAUCUUCUUAAUGAGCCGGAGACAACUGUCCGCAGAGGAGGUCAUAGGCGUUUAUCAAGUGACUCCUUUGCGUACAUAGAUGUAGCUAAUGCUUCGAACAUAGAUUAUGCGGCACAGGAUGAGUAUAGAUAUAAAAAUGUGAUGUCUAUACCUUCUUGGGGAUCUCAAGACUUUGAUUAUUACAAAGAUGUUAGGCAAACUUCUCUCCAUGCUGAACUGAACAUGACAAAAAAGAAGAACAGGGCUUGGGAUUCAUCUUUAAAUGCCCCAAACUAUCCAAGAGGCCUUUCUUGUGCCAGGAAGAAUGCUGGUCUGCAGAGUUCAAGAUCAUCAUUUGCCCGCCGGGAAGCAGAUGGUGUUUCCGAGAGUGAAAAGCAAGAUCCACUUGAUGGUCCACAUGAUCCAAAAAUUUCUUCCACGAAAAAGGAGAGUUCAAAUUCCAAGUGUUCUGCAUCAGAGACUGAUACAAAACGUGCUAAACAAAACUAUACAGAAGAUUUAGUGAGAACGAGCAGGAAGAUGGGGUGGGCAGCUCACAAACCCCAAAGACACCAUGGGGGUGGAGAAUGUGCGUGGCAGAAGCAUGAUUUGCUGCUUCUUGAAAGCACUGGUUUCCUUGUGGACAGUCCUUUGAUUCUGAAAAUUUGGGGUGAUGAUGAAGACAGUAUACAAGCAUUGAAACUCAAGAGCACCACAAUCCACAUCAAGAACUCAAGAGUACCACAAUGGCAUUGUCGGCCAAAAAAACUUUUAAUGAAGUGUCCCCACAAUGGACGUCAAGAGUACCACAAUGCACAUCAAGACCUCAAAAGUACCACAAUAGACAUCAAGAGCCUGUGUGUAUAA
This is a messenger RNA of Dovyalis caffra, 945 nucleotides long. The record is from the annotation of a GenBank genome assembly. Lineage: Eukaryota; Viridiplantae; Streptophyta; Magnoliopsida; Malpighiales; Salicaceae.